Molecule: messenger RNA, 3326 nt
Organism: Phragmites australis (common reed)
Lineage: Eukaryota; Viridiplantae; Streptophyta; Magnoliopsida; Poales; Poaceae
Product: FT-interacting protein 7-like
Exons: 5
Coding region: 722-3049 (775 amino acids)
Source: RefSeq, a predicted model, not a curated record
UAACAAAACACCGAUACACCACUCCACACUCCACUUCGUUUCCGCCGAGCACUCCACGCCGAGUCUACUCUCUGGCUCUCUGCAGCCUCCCUCCACCCUCUCUGUCCCCCACUUUGUUUUUGCUCGCAAGAAAAAACAUACGUAAAUCCGCCGUCGCCUCCACCGCCGAAGCUUCUGGGUCCUCUUCGCUUCCUCUCCGCGAAAGAUUAGCCCGCCGACGUUGAAAAAUGGUAAUGCCGGUGUCCGUCUCCGCCGUUCCUCGAUAUGUUCUCGUUUCGUGGGUAGUUGCAGGAUGUGCGCUUGCUCUGACGGCGUAGGGCAGCGCGGGUUGAGAGUUCAUCGUUGAGAUGAGGCUGGUAGUGGAAAAAAGAAUCUGAAAAGACAGUGAAGUGGAUUGGAAAAAAAAAGGCGUGGGUAAAGUGGCAUAAUUAUUGGUGCCCAUCUGUAGCUCUUGGCUUCUUGCAAUGCUCGGGAAGAUGGUGGCUUUUUGCUUGCUUCUGUUUGUAGAUCUGGGCUUUUUCAAGAUUAGUUCAUUCUGUUCUGGACUCAAAUGCCUUUCCUCCCGCAGAGCAAGAUGAGGAAAUGUUCACAAAAUGAUCUUCAGAAGUGAUCUUGACUGACAAGUUGAUUGCAGAGUUGCUCUAGGAUAUCAACUGCUGUUUCUUGGCUCUUUUUUUGAAUCUGUGAGUAGAAGUUUUUUGGUGGAAUAUCUUCGUUCAAGAUGAUGCAGAGGCCACCAUUCCGACCGGAGGAGUACUCCUUGAAGGAGACCUCCCCUCACCUUGGUGGUGCAGCUGCUGGUGACAAGCUCACGACCACCUAUGAUCUGGUUGAGCAGAUGCAGUACCUUUAUGUCCGAGUGGUAAAAGCGAAGGAACUUCCAAACAAGGACAUUACUGGAAGCUGUGACCCAUAUGUUGAGGUGAAGCUUGGGAAUUAUAAGGGCACAACUCGGCAUUUUGAGAAGAAGAACAACCCGGAGUGGAACCAGGUCUUUGCCUUUUCAAAGGAGCGCAUUCAGUCAUCAGUUGUGGAGAUUGUAGUGAAGGACAAGGAUCUUGUUAAGGAUGACUUCAUUGGGCGUGUUGUAUUUGACUUGAAUGAGGUCCCAAAGCGAGUACCACCUGAUAGCCCAUUGGCUCCACAGUGGUAUCGGUUGGAAGACCGAAAUGGGCACAAGGGGAAGGGAGAGUUGAUGUUAGCUGUUUGGAUGGGCACUCAAGCAGAUGAAGCAUUCCCUGAAGCAUGGCAUUCUGAUGCAGCCUCAGUCCCUGGCGAUGGCCUUGCAAGCAUUAGAUCAAAAGUUUAUCUUACUCCAAAGCUUUGGUAUCUGCGUGUCAAUGUCAUUGAAGCACAGGAUCUUAUACCAAAUGAUAAGACUAGGUUCCCUGAGGUUUAUGUCAAAGCCAUUCUAGGCAACCAAGCACUUAGGACCCGGGUAUCACCAAGCCGGACUCUGAAUCCAAUGUGGAAUGAGGACUUGAUGUUUGUAGCGGCUGAGCCAUUCGAGGAGCACCUGAUUUUGAGCGUAGAGGACAGGGUGGCCCCAGGGAAGGAUGAAGUGAUUGGAAGGACGAUCAUUUCACUGCAGCAUGUACCCCGGAGGCUGGAUCACAAGUUGCUGAACAGCCAGUGGUUUAAUCUUGAGAAGCAUGUGAUUGUGGAUGGUGAGCAGAAGAAGGAGACCAAAUUUUCCAGCCGGAUUCACUUGAGAAUUUGUCUUGAAGGUGGAUACCAUGUCUUGGAUGAGUCAACACAUUACAGUAGUGAUUUAAGGCCAACGGCGAAGCCUCUAUGGAAACCUAGCAUUGGCAUUCUUGAGCUGGGUAUCUUGACAGCACAUGGCCUGUUGCCGAUGAAGACCAAGGAUGGACGUGGCACAACUGAUGCCUAUUGUGUUGCCAAGUAUGGUCAGAAAUGGGUCCGGACAAGGACUAUAAUCGAUAGUUUCACUCCCAAGUGGAAUGAACAGUACACCUGGGAGGUGUAUGAUCCAUGCACUGUGAUCACAUUUGGUGUAUUUGACAAUUGCCACCUGAAUGGCGGGGAAAAGGCUAAUGGUGCCCGGGACACCAGGAUUGGGAAGGUUCGCAUCCGCCUCUCGACCCUUGAAACCGAUCGAGUGUAUACCCACUCAUAUCCUCUUAUUGUUUUGACACCUGCUGGCGUUAAGAAAAUGGGUGAGGUGCAGCUUGCUGUCCGGUUCACGUGCUCAUCACUGCUCAACAUGAUGCAUCUGUACUCACAGCCCUUGCUACCCAAGAUGCACUAUGUGCACCCGUUGUCUGUGGUGCAGGUAGACAACCUAAGGCGCCAAGCCACAAACAUUGUCUCAACAAGGCUGAGCCGAGCAGAACCGCCACUCCGAAAGGAAAUUGUGGAGUACAUGUUGGACGUGGACUCACACAUGUGGAGCAUGCGAAAGAGCAAGGCAAACUUUUUUCGUAUCAUGGGUGUCCUGAGCCCCCUGAUUUCAGUGGCUAGGUGGUUUGAUCAGAUCUGUCACUGGAGGAACCCGCUGACCACCAUACUGAUCCACAUCCUCUUUGUGAUACUAGUCUUAUACCCUGAGCUGAUCCUGCCCACAAUCUUCCUCUACCUGUUCCUGAUUGGAGUGUGGUACUACAGGUGGCGUCCGAGGCAGCCACCGCACAUGGACACUCGCCUGUCACAUGCCGAGACUGCCCAUCCUGAUGAGCUUGAUGAAGAGUUUGACACUUUCCCCACCUCUCGACCACCUGACAUGGUGAGGAUGCGGUAUGACCGGUUGCGGAGUGUUGCUGGGAGGAUCCAGACUGUCGUUGGCGACCUUGCGACGCAAGGAGAGAGGCUGCAGUCUCUGCUGAGCUGGAGAGACCCGAGGGCCACCGCGCUGUUCGUGACCUUCUGCUUCAUUGCCGCCAUCGUCCUGUAUGUCACACCGUUCCGUGUCGUGGUCUUCCUUGCAGGGCUGUACGUCCUGAGGCACCCGAGGUUUCGCCACAAGAUGCCAUCUGUCCCGCUCAACUUCUUCAGGAGGCUGCCAGCGAGAACUGACAGCAUGUUGUAGGCGCAGCCAUCUCUUAGCUCUGUAGCCCAGUGUUUUGCUCCAUUGAUGGUUCGGUGUUCAUCUACUAAUUGCAGCUCGAAUGCUGAUCUCGAUGAUCAUCCGAAAAAUUGAACUGCUUGCUAUCUAUGUUGUUUCGUUUUGUAGCAUUUCUGCCGCAUGGUUGUGUUGUUUAUGUCUUAAGAUGGUUGUGAACCUUUCCUGUAAGAACUGAACUCAUGAAGUCUGAGUGUGGCUAGGAAUGCAACUAUGGAUGUAUUGUGCGUGUUCUCAGUUCUAA